Messenger RNA from Balaenoptera ricei (Rice's whale), 5509 nucleotides. It is a transcript of the gene GCK, whose product is annotated as glucokinase. Gene Ontology annotation, cellular component: mitochondrion; cytosol. The coding region runs from base 3161 to 4558 and encodes 465 amino acids. The transcript is spliced from 11 exons. Gene Ontology annotation, molecular function: D-glucose binding; ATP binding; mannokinase activity. Gene Ontology annotation, biological process: glycolytic process; regulation of insulin secretion; glucose 6-phosphate metabolic process. Lineage: Eukaryota; Metazoa; Chordata; Mammalia; Artiodactyla; Balaenopteridae. The record is from RefSeq and is a predicted model, not a curated record.
AGAGUGCUGCGCGUGCGCUUGAGGUCGGUCCCCGCCCCCCGGGCUUUCGUAGGCCGGCUGGCUCGCUGCUCGAAUAAAUCUAAUAAGAAAUAUAUACGACCUAUAAGAGAAAAAUAAUGACGCUCACCUGAAGGGCAUAAAAGAAGACCUGAACAAACAGGGCAACUGGCUACAUUCCUGAAUGAGAAGACUUGGCAUUAUAAAGAUGUCUGUCGUCUAAAAUGGAUCCCCAAAUCCACAAAUUCAAUGCCUUUCCAAUGAAAUUAUCAACAGCAUUAUUUUAGUGCAAUGGGAAGAGUAGAUUCUAAGAUUUAUAUGAAAGAUAAAAGCCUUAUGGUAAAGAAAAUUUUGUAGGAAAAUAAAAGGAAGGGAUCCCUUCCCACCAGAUAUCAAAAAACUGAAAAGUGCCAACUGAAAGAAUGCAGUAUCUACAGGAAUGGACAGAGAGACAUCCAGCUCAUAGACAGAGCUGAGGCCAAGGCAGGCAGAGUACCAACAGCCACUUUUACAUUCAGACAGUCCGUUGCUGACAGAGGCAGCAAAAUAAAAAGAAAGAAAAGAAAGAGAGAGAAAAGGAAAGAAGGAAGGAAAGAAAGGAAGGAAGGAGGAAGGAGGAAGGAAAGAAGGAAAGAAAAAGCACCCAAAUGUGCCACUUCCCAUCUUUGUCCCAUGCACCAGAAAGGAUGCCACCCAACCAAAGAGAGCUGGAUGCCUGCACCUCAAGUCACCGCAAGGCAUCACCUCUGGCUGGGAGCCCAUUCUAGAUGGCAGCUGCACCCUGGGGGCAGGGACAGAAAGCCCCACAUCUGGGAACCAGGGAUGCGGGGAAACCCGCCUGAUGCCUCCUGGGCAGAUGUGGAGGAGAGUGUGCGGUGGCCUCAGAGCAGCUCCUCACAAGUCCAGCCUCAGUUCCUGGAGCAUCACGAAGUGUUCUGACAGGCUCAGGUUAGCUGUGGUCCCAGACUUGGCCUGGUGGCCUUUGAGGACACCUGCAAGGUGACCAGAGCAGAGCCGUUCCCUCACAACAGAGAAAUAACAAUAAUGGAGCAUAAACUGUGGUGCAGUUAUCAAUACAAAUCAGUGGGGAAAAGAUAGCCAACAAAUGUUAGACUCCUACCUCAUACUAUACACAAGCAAAUUCCAGAGGGGCCAAAGUGCUGAACAUUUUUAAAAUAUUGGAAAAAUAUUACAAGGAAAUGUGGGAGAACAUUUUUCUAAUUUUGGGUGGGAAAUCCUUUUCUUUUUUUAAAAAAUUAUUUUAUGUAUUUAUUUAUUUUUGGCUGCGUUGGGUCUUCGUUGCUGCACGCGGGCUUUCUCUAGUUGCGGCGAGCGGGGGCUACUCUUCGUUGCGGUGCGCGGGCUUCUCAUUGCGGUGACUUCUCUUGUUGCGGAGCACGGGCUGUAGGCACGCGGCCUUCAGUAGUUUGGCGUGCAGGCUCAGUAGUUAUGGCUCACAGGCUUAGUUGCUCCGCGGCCUGUGGGAUCCUCCAGGACUAGGGCUCGAACCCGUGUCCCCUGCAUUGGCAGGCGGACUCCCAACCACUGUGCCACCAGGGAAGCCCCCAGAAAUGCUUUUCUUAACAAGACACGAGCUUCAAAAAAAGAAAGCAAGACAAAUUCAUAAAAAAGAAAUACUUCUGUGUGUUAAAAGACACCAUUGAUCAAGCCAUAUGUUUAGCAAUAGGUAAUACAGCAUAUUCAACAAGAAAAGGAUUAAUAGAUAUUAUGGAUGGAAUAUAAAAAUAGUUUAUACAAAUUGAAAAGUAGAAGACAAUUCAAUAACAAAACAGUUAAGUAAUAUAAACAAAUCAUCCUUAGGAAAAGGAAUACAAAUAACCAUAAACAUAUGAAAAGGUGUCCAGCACUUUGCAAUUCAAAUGACAGUGAGAUGACAGAUAAGCAAAAGUUAUAAAGAUUCAUCAUCUCAAGGACUGCCCAGCAUGGUGUCAAACUCCUAAUGACGCUGGAAGGAUUAAUUGGUGAAGCCAUUUGAAGGGGCCAAUGUAGUCCUGUCUGCACAAUCAUAAAAUGUGCCCAGCAUUGGACCUAGCAAUUCAGCCUCUAGGAAGCAUCCAGAAGAAACACAUGCACGUGUUGACCCUGGUAAAAGGCCAAGAUUUAUAACAGGGGAAAACGGAAACUGCCCAGAUGACCAUCAAUACGAAAUUGGUUUAAAAAUAUUUCAGCGUAUCCAUUUGGAGAGGUCUCACUGGCCACUCCUUCUUUCUCCCUCUGCUGGAUCCCAGCAGAGCUCAUAUUUCCAGAUGGUAGUCAGGGAAGGCAGUGACCAAAGCCUGAGGGUGGCCUGGGCACGAGUGGCAAUGCCAUUGGCUAAGCCACCUGCUCCCUCUCCUCUGGUUCCCAGACUCAAGGGGGCCUCUCCUCCUUAGGACAUGAAUUUGGAAGACCCUGUGACCCUGCCCGUGGAACUGGAAGUGGCAAAGUGGCAAAGCCUGCGGUGAUAAGGCGAUUGGGCUGUCGCUAUGGUGAUGGGGAUGGAGGCCUUUUGCCAUCAGCCCCAGUUUUCUGCAUGGCAGCUCUAAUGACAGGAUGGUCAGCCCUGCAGAGGCUGGAGGGUGUGAGCGCAGAGGCCUGUUCCUGGUUGCCAUGGCAGCGUGGGCCCUUGCAGGAGAAUUCCCCACUCCACACCUGGUCAGAGCAGGAAGUGUUGGGCCGUGACUGAGCCUCAGGGAAGCAGGUUGGGGUGUGAGAAAAGAACAGUCGCCCACAGCUUAAUUACUCAAAAGCUGUCCCCCAGCCACAGGAGGAAGGAGGACCUUUUCUGCUGAGUCUGUCUAGAGAAUACCACGCCGUCACAGCUCAGCACAGCCCGGAGAGAAAGCUGACCAGUGCUGACUAGCUCUGGAGCCCGGCAAUGGCCCUGCCUCGACCAUACCUGGCCUGACAAGGCCUCAGUGGGGAAGGGUCCCGACUGGGACCCAGAAGAGAAGGCUGGCAGGCUUGCUGGAGAACAAUGAAAAGGAGGAAACUCUGUGAUUGAACCUCAAGCCAGAAGCCAGCCAGAAGGUGGACCAUAUUCUACCAGACACUCGGGCCGGCCGUGACCCUUGGUUGGGAGAAGCCUGGGGAAAUUUCUGCCUUGGAAGCCCGUUGGGGGACACUGAGGGGUUCCAGCUCCCCCGGGCGGGCUGCGGUACAAAUGCUGGAUGACAGAGCCAGGAUGGAGAUCGCCAAGAAGGAAAAGGUGGAACAGAUCCUGGCGGAGUUCCAGCUGCAGGAGGAGGACCUGAAGAAGGUGAUGAGGCGGAUGCAGGAGGAGAUGGACCGAGGCCUGAGGCUGGAGACCCACGAGGAGGCCAGUGUGAAGAUGCUGCCCACCUACGUGCGCUCCACCCCGGAAGGCUCAGAAGUCGGGGACUUCCUCUCCCUGGACCUGGGCGGCACCAACUUCAGGGUGAUGCUUGUGAAGGUGGGGGAAGGGGAGGAGGGACAGUGGAGUGUGAAAACCAAGCACCAGAUGUACUCCAUCCCCGAGGACGCCAUGACGGGCACUGCUGAGAUGCUCUUUGACUACAUCUCUGAGUGCAUCUCCGACUUCCUGGACAAGCAUCAGAUGAAGCACAAGAAGCUGCCCUUGGGCUUCACCUUCUCCUUUCCUGUGAGGCACGAAGACAUCGACAAGGGCAUCCUUCUCAACUGGACCAAGGGCUUCAAGGCCUCAGGAGCGGAAGGGAACAACAUCGUGGGGCUCCUGCGAGAUGCCAUCAAACGGAGAGGGGACUUUGAGAUGGACGUGGUGGCGAUGGUGAACGACACUGUGGCCACGAUGAUCUCCUGCUACUACGAAGACCGCCGGUGUGAGGUUGGCAUGAUUGUGGGCACGGGCUGCAACGCCUGCUACAUGGAGGAGAUGCAGAACGUGGAGCUGGUGGAAGGGGACGAGGGCCGCAUGUGUGUCAACACCGAGUGGGGUGCCUUCGGGGACUCGGGCGAGCUGGACGAGUUCCUGCUGGAGUACGACCGUGUGGUGGACGAGAACUCCCUGAACCCCGGCCAGCAGCUGUACGAGAAGCUCAUCGGAGGCAAGUACAUGGGCGAGCUGGUGCGGCUCGUGCUGCUGAAGCUUGUGGACGAGAACCUGCUCUUCCACGGGGAGGCCUCGGAGAAGCUGCGCACGCGCGGCGCCUUUGAGACACGCUUCGUGUCGCAGGUGGAGAGUGACUCGGGCGACCGCAAGCAGAUCUACAACAUCCUGAGCACGCUGGGGCUGAGGCCGUCGGCCACCGACUGCGACAUCGUGCGCCGCGCCUGCGAGAGCGUGUCCACCCGCGCCGCGCGCAUGUGCUCCGCGGGGCUGGCGGGCGUCAUCAACCGCAUGCGCGAGAGCCGCAGCGAGGACGUGAUGCGCAUCACCGUGGGCGUGGACGGCUCAGUGUACAAGCUGCACCCCAGCUUCAAGGAGCGGUUCCACGCCAGCGUGCGCAGGCUGACGCCCAGCUGUGAAAUCACCUUCAUCGAGUCGGAGGAGGGCAGCGGCCGGGGUGCCGCCUUGAUCUCCGCGGUGGCCUGUAAGAAGGCCUGCAUGCUGGGCCAGUGAGAAUAAAGGCUGCAAGGCAAGGAGGAGACUGUGGCCGCUACUAGACCUGGGUUCCAGGGGACACACUCCCUACAGGUCCCCCCAACCUGGUCCAGUCAAGAGGCUUCUCCUUGUAAGGACCUUGGAUGCCUCCCAUCCCCGCUGUCACCCCAGGAAAUGGGGAGAGCUUCUCUGGGGAUGCGGUGAGGCCCUGGGCAGGCCUAUUCUCUCAGGGUCAGUUGGUAGGAUAGCCCUAGGGCCCUGACUGGGUUGGGGGCUGAGAUGAACAGGAAUGGAGAACCCCCAAAGUACCUCGCCUUUCUUGCUGCAAUCAAGGGCCCAGAAGGGAGUUAUUAACUCAGGAUUUUGUUGCAUUUCUGCACUGCUUGCCUCUUGGAGCUUUCAGCCUGGUUCAGCCCUGGCUCUGGGAAGGGGGUGCCCUCUGGACCCUACUGUGGCCUGGUUUCCCUGGGAACCCAACCCACAUGGGGAGGCAGCCCUCAUGACCUGGCCAGACCUAGACCUGGGUUCCACAGGGGGCCCCGGGGAGCUGCUGAUCACCCAGGCCUGGGAAAUGGAAGGGACCAGCUCCAUGUUGGAGGCUGUGGGUACCCCGAGGCCUGGAGAUGGCAGCCUUUUCCCUCCCAUCCUGCCAUCCCUGAGUGGUUUCUGGUUCUGGGAUGGACCCUCACAGGAAGUGCAAGAGACAGAGUCCCCAAAGCCCCUGCCCAGAGGGGCCCAGGAAGAGGAGGAGUCCCCCUACCCACAGACAGGCCUGGGAGCAUCUCCGGGAUCGAGUCCUCGGCUCCCACGGCGCUGGGCACUCAGAAACCCCAGCAGCACUCAGCACACCCCCAAGGGACAACCCAGGCCUCUUUCUUCUCACCAGACCUCCAUGUACCACACCAACCUCUCCAUGCCCAACCUGGGACUGUGUGGGUUUUUUUAAUUAAAAGUUUUAAAAGUUUAGAA